Molecule: messenger RNA, 1446 nt
Organism: Acipenser ruthenus (sterlet)
Lineage: Eukaryota; Metazoa; Chordata; Actinopteri; Acipenseriformes; Acipenseridae
Product: NEDD4-binding protein 2-like 1
Exons: 5
Coding region: 227-757 (176 amino acids)
Source: RefSeq, a predicted model, not a curated record
CGUUGUGUACGCUAGAUGUAAUAGAUGAUUAUUUUGGACAAUCCCUAACUGGAGACGAGAAAACACAGUUGUGCCCGUCACUUCCUUAAACGAAAUCGAAAGUUAAAGGAGUAUAUAUUAAACGAUCAAUGUUAUUGUAUUCACAAACAGAGCUACUACCUAUGCGGGCAACAACCAUAUUCCUCAUCAAAAUACUAACAGCCUAAAAAAGCAACAACAUAAAGCAAUGGGGGACGAUUUUGUUGAAGCAUUUUCAAAUAUGAAUUUGCAACAGAAUCGCAGACGCAGACGCGGUCGCCGGCGAGAAAGACCCAAUAAGCUCUUUAUUCUAAGAGGUCUUCCCGGAUCAGGAAAAUCCCAUUUAGCAAGGGAAAUAAAAAAUCAGUUUGGCUCUGCAGAAAUAUUAAGUACAGAUGACUAUUUCCGAAAUGAAGAUGGAGAUUAUAUAUUCCAAGGAUAUUUACUGAAACAAGCACAUGAAUGGAACAGAGACAGAGCAAGAAGUGCAAUGGAAGAAGGACUGUCUCCGGUUAUCAUUGACAAUACCAACAUCCACGCGUGGGAAAUGAAACCAUACGUAUCCAUGGCUCUUGAAUAUGACUAUCAAGUUAUUUUCAGAGAACCAGAAACAAGCUGGAAAUGGAAUGUUCAUAAAUUGCACAGAAAAACAAAAAAUGGGGUCCCUUAUAAGACAAUCGAAAGAAUGCUGGAUGAUUUUGAAGAGGUGUCAAAUAUACACGACGUGAUAAAUUCAUGAAUGCCUCGGAGAUAUUACCCAGGAGAAGACUACUGUGGAAUCGCAGAAGUGGAUAUCGACCAAUCAAUAUUUAGGAACUGGGUGAGCUACAAGCUACAAAACUUAGACCAUGCAGAAAUGGCAGCUUUUAUAAUCAAUGAUAAUAGAAAUUUUCAGGUAUGUGGGUUUUUUUCCUAAAAUGUUUAUUUUUUAUGAAAAGUUUUUAAAAAGGUUUUUUAAGAACUUGAAACUCCAGCUCCAAAUAAUUCCAACUGAACACAACAAAUUAAUUCAAUAAACUUGCAAGAAAACUCAGAUAUUGUUUAAAGGACUUUAAAAAAGGAACUCUUAAACUGGAUCGCUAUAGAAGAAAGUUAACAAUGAAUUGUAACAUCUUACUAAUUAGAAUUCACUGAAUUUAUAUUCUAAUAUUUACUGACUGGUAUUUACUCAGACAGCUGUCCUGCUUGCCUAUUCAUAUUGUUUGCUUGCUGAUUUAAGAGCAUUACUGUUUCUAUAUAAAUAUAUUAUUGCACAAUUGAUGAAUGCAUUAUUUUCCAUUCAAUCAAUAUUUACACUGAAGCUGAGAUAUUAUCUGAAUAUUAUUGAUUGCUGAAAGUAGUGUACUGAUUUAUGCUAUUUUGACACUAAUCUGCUUUUCUACUUUUGUACCCUGUAUAUUUUCAAAUAUUCUGAUAAAAUUCUUAAAA